UCGAAAUGCGGCCGCCGUGGCCUGGUUGCUCCCGCGACCUCGUGCCAAGCGCAAUGCCACCACGUUGGGCGAGCAAUCAACCGUCCUGUUGAACCCCUAUAAUUAACUUGCUCUUGAAUUUUUGGCUUGGCACAACGCGUCGUCAACAGCGUAGAACUUGAUUUUAACGGAAAUAUUGAUAACGAUAUCAUUGAUAUGUAAUUAACAAAAGAGCAGACCGAAGACCCUGCACUGCAGAAUCAAGUUGUACUUACAAUACAACGUCCAAAUAACUGGUUCGCUAGGUGGUUCUUGUUUGAGCGAAGCAAUGUCUUAUCGAAUGUCAACAUGGCGGCGACCUCUUGUGCAGUGCCAUGAGUAACGCGAGCCAGCCCGUGGACUACGUGUCGGGCGUGCCGGCGGUGCGGGCCUUCUUCUACUGCGUGUACGCACUCGUGUUCGCCGUGGGCAUCUCGGGCAACGCGCUCGUGUGCUUCGUGGUGGCGCGCCAGCGGGCCAUGCACACGGUGACCAACCUGUUCAUCGCCAACCUGGCGCUCUCCGACAUCCUGCUGUGCGCGCUCGCGGUGCCCUUCACGCCGCUGCACCAGUUCGUGGGCGCCUGGCCGCUUGGCGCCGCGCUCUGCCGCCUGGUGCCGUACGCGCAGGGCGUCAGCGUGUACGUGUCCUCGUUCACGCUCACGGCGAUCGCAGUGGACCGCUUCGUCGUCAUCAUGCACCCGUUCCGCGGCCGGCUGCGGCUGCCCGUGUGCGGCGCCCUGGUGGGCCUCGUGUGGCUCGCCGGAGGCCUGCUCACGCUGCCGUACGGCCUCUUCAUCGGCCUGGGCGGCGGCUUCUGCGAGGAGCGCUGGCCCUCCGAGCGAAGCCGGCGCGCCUUCAGCCUGUGCACCAGCGCGCUCCAGUUCGGCCUGCCGUUCGCCGUCAUCAGCUUCUGCUACAUGCGCGUCUGCUGCAAGCUGGGCGCGCGCGCGCGGGCCAAGCCCGGCGCCAAGUCGGCGCAGCGGGAGCAGCUGGAGCGGCGGCGCACGCGGCGCACCAACCGCAUGCUGGUCUCGAUGGUGGCCAUCUUCGGCGCCUGCUGGCUGCCGCUCAACCUGUACAACCUGGCCGUCGACUUUUCGGUGCGCGCCGCCAGCUGGCAGUUUGCGAACGCCUUCUUCUUCCUGGCGCAUGCGAUCGCCAUGAGCUCGACCUGCUACAACCCGUUCCUCUACACCUGGCUCAACGACAGCUUCCGCAAGGAGUUCAAGGCCGUGCUGCCGUGCUUCGCGAGCCGUCGAGCCGAGGCGCCGGCCGUGCGCUACGUGUGCAGCGGCGACGCCGUCAAGCUCUGAAUAAAGCCGGUGGACGAGUGCGUCGUACAAGCGGUGUCAGUGAAGACACUCAAUGCGUGAAACGAUGGCUACCUUCAUGUGUUGCUGUAAACCUGUGCUGCUGCAUGACCCGCACAGGGAGAGAGGGAGUUCAGCGACGCGCACGCAGACAAGCGCUCCUCUUUUCGCGUGUCUUCA
Messenger RNA from Dermacentor albipictus, 1511 nucleotides. RefSeq names its product prolactin-releasing peptide receptor-like. NCBI's taxonomy places the organism in Eukaryota, Metazoa, Arthropoda, Arachnida, Ixodida, Ixodidae. The record is from RefSeq and is a predicted model, not a curated record. Gene Ontology annotation, molecular function: neuropeptide binding; neuropeptide Y receptor activity. Gene Ontology annotation, cellular component: plasma membrane; neuron projection. Gene Ontology annotation, biological process: G protein-coupled receptor signaling pathway.